UGGAAAGUUGCUGAGGACUGUCCACUGAUGCUUUAUGGUUUGAUAUUGGCAAAGAUAUACAUACUGUAUGAAUUCAUUUAAAGGUUAACAACACAGCUAUAUAAAAAUUAAUGGAUUAAUGAAAAUAUAAAUGUCAGAAAAAGGCCCAAACCUACUUAAAACCAUUUGAUUACAAUGUUAAAGACAAAAUAUAAGGGCGGUUUAACAAAAGGGUAAACAAAAUAUCAGAUAGAAGACAUAAACUGACAUUAAAACCACAACUUAACUUCUAAUGCAUGCAAAGCCACCAAAAUGUCCAGCAAUAAUAAUAAAACUGUGCAAAUUUCUAUAAUGAAAUACAUUUGAAAUGCUGAUUAUUUAAUACUUGUGUAAGUCUAUAGUUACAAAAAGACACAAAAUAAAAAGUUUCAAGUACAUAACAAACAUAAUUAUAUUUAUGCAAGAACAACAAAUAACAGCAAUUAAAAAAACUUGAAUGAACAUGUUUUUACACUUUCCACAUCUGGUGUUGGCUUUAGGCUCAGCCCUGUUACCCAAUGCUUAAAAAGUAGGUCGAAAAAAGAGAAAUGUACAUCAAAAACGCCUGUAGAUGGCAGUCUGUCAAAAAUAUUGAGGCGAAAAAACUUUGAUGUGAGGCAAAGUGGGCUUUUUUGGAUUAAGAUGCAAUGUUUAAAAAAUGAAAAGAAAAUAAAUAAAUACAUAAAUAAAAUAAAAUAAAAUAAAUACUACUACUACUAAUAAUAUGUCUUGCAUAUAAAUCUUAUGCAAGAAAGGUUGCUGUUAUAAAAUUAAAAAAAUAAAUAAAACAUUGUGCUCCCGCUGCAUCAUCCCGGCACGCGGAGGUGGUGCUGUGUCACUAAAUGGCGGCUCCUGAUUUGCUGUGCAUCGUCGGAGAGGCGGGGCAGGUGGGUGGGGCGUUGUGACGACACGUGCGUGCUGAUGACGAUCUCCAACUGCCGUGGCUUUAUGAAAGCCGAUGUCCGUAACACGGGUGGCGCUCCUGGCAGCUGUUUCACAACGUUUUCUGGGGUUAUAUAGGCGGAGAGCCAGCGCCGGUGUCUGAAGAACCGAACCCUAACCCGGCCUCCAUUCUGUCCGCUGUGAGCGCGAGCCACCAUCCGCCUCGAGGAGACUGCUAGCACCGCUCCAGCGCGAACCAGGGGACGGAGCAGCCCUAGCUUAAGGGGAAGUGGGCUUCGUCUUGUCUUUCAGUCAGGCAGAUGCUCCCAGCCGCCCCGCUUGACAGGAGUGAUGGGAUGUGUCAACUAGCAGAUGACGCACUCCUGGAUAAUGUCAUCGGACUGAGAGAUUCAUCUGCAGCGUGCUCACUGGAAGAAGACACAGGAGGGACUGAGGAAGAGAAAGGCAAGGACGGUGAAGACGCCAGGAUGGGCGUGGGCAAGAACACCUCAAAGUCCCUGGACAGCAGCAGCGACGGCGGAAAAUAUGAAGACGACAGGAAGCACGGCGUCGAUUUCUACCCCAUUCCGGUGGUGGUUAAUGGAGUGGGUGGUGCCAGUGGAGACCAGGACACCGAGAACACAGAGCUGAUGUCCAUCUACACGAAAGAUAAUCAAGGAGCAGAGAAGAGCUCAAUGUCUGAGACGCUCGACAGCACCGACAGCACAGACGCACGGAGGAUGGAUAUGAUCUACACCAUUGAGGACACCCCACCCUGGUAUCUGUGUGUGUUCUUAGGCUUACAGCACUACUUGACUUGUUUCAGCGGAACCAUUGCGGUGCCGUUCCUCCUGGCUGAGGCUAUGUGCGUGGGCUUCGAUCAGUGGGCCACCAGCCAGCUCAUAGGGACCAUCUUCUUCUGCGUGGGGAUCACCACCCUGCUGCAGACCACGUUCGGCUGCAGGUUGCCUUUGUUCCAGGCCAGCGCCUUUGCUUUCCUUGCACCAGCCAAAGCCAUCCUGUCACUGGAUAAAUGGAAGUGCAACAACACAGAGUUUCCGGUGCUGAACGGGACGGAGCUCCUUCAUACCGAACACAUCUGGCACCCAAGGAUACGGGAGAUCCAGGGCGCCAUCAUCGUGUCCUGCCUCAUCGAGGUGUGCAUCGGAGCGUUAGGUCUGCCCGGGAUGCUGCUGAAGUACAUCGGACCUCUGACCAUCACCCCCACCGUGGCCCUCAUCGGGCUGUCGGGCUUCCAGGCUGCAGGAGAGAGGGCGGGGAAACACUGGGGCAUCGCCAUGCUGACCAUCUUCCUGGUGCUGCUCUUCUCUCAGUAUGCCAGGAACGUCCACUUCCCACUGCCGAUCUACAAAGCCAAGAAGGGCUGGACCUCCUACAGGCUGCAAGUCUUCAAAAUGUUUCCUAUCAUAAUGGCCAUCCUGGUUUCGUGGCUAUUAUGUUUCAUUUUUACUGUGACGGAUGUUUUCCCGCCGGAGGAGGACAAGUACGGUUUCUACGCGCGCACAGACGCGCGUCAGGGCAUCCUCACGGUGGCUCCAUGGUUCAAAAUCCCCUAUCCCUUCCAGUGGGGCACACCCACCGUGACGGCUGCAGGCGUGAUCGGCAUGAUGAGCGCUGUGGUGGCCAGCAUUAUCGAAUCCAUCGGGGACUACUACGCCUGCGCACGCCUGUCCUGUGCUCCUCCACCUCCCAUCCACGCCAUCAACAGAGGGAUUUUUGUUGAGGGUAUUUCCUGCGUCCUGGAUGGACUUUUUGGAACAGGAAAUGGCUCCACCUCCUCCAGUCCUAAUAUAGGCGUCCUGGGUAUCACAAAGGUGGGCAGCCGGCGUGUGAUCCAGUACGGAGCUGCCAUGAUGCUGCUGCUGGGGCUCGUGGGUAAAUUCAGCGCCCUGUUUGCCUCCCUGCCCGACCCGGUUCUGGGAGCUCUGUUCUGCACCCUGUUUGGGAUGAUCACGGCCGUGGGACUCUCCAACCUGCAGUUCGUUGACCUGAACUCCUCCAGAAACCUCUUCGUCUUGGGCUUCUCCAUCUUCUUCGGUCUGAUGCUGCCGAGCUACCUCAAGCAGAACCCGCUGGUCACCGGCAUAGUGGAAAUUGACCAAGUGCUGAAUGUUCUGCUCACCACUGCUAUGUUUGUCGGAGGCUCUGCUGCUUUUAUUUUGGAUAAUACCAUCCCCGGUUCCCUGGAAGAGCGAGGCAUCAAAAAGCUGAAGCGCGGUUCUGGCCUCAGCGCCGCGGAGCUGGAGGGAAUGACUUCCUACGACCUGCCAAUCGGAAUGGACUUCAUCCGCAGACACUCUAUCUUCAAACGCAUCCCCAUCAGCCCUACCUUCACAGGCUACCACUGGGGGAGGCGAAAGGACUCCAUCAAGAGCAGAAAGGGACACGGGGACGUGGUGAAGGGAGGGGAGGGCGGCACAGCUCCAGGGGAGAGCCGGGUAUAGCCGGCGGCCCGAAUCCAUCUUUAGAGUGUCCGGAUACGGGAGGAAGGGACGGUACACUAAGUAGAAUGAUGGGAGAUUGGAGCACAAAUGCAGCGCAGGAUUGUUGGAAGAAAAUACGUUGCACCAGCCCCCACCCGCCCACCUCGCCCUCUCCCCCCCUCCAGCAGUAUGUCUUUCCUUAGGCCUCUUAGGCUAGAUUUUUAAGCAUGCUAUAGCAAGUCACCGCACACUAUUUUCCCAGGUGGAGGUUUGUUGGUGUUGAUCCAUGUGUGCAUUAAGCAGUGAAAAAAAAUAUCUUCCACAACGAGACAGCCGGACAUCCGACGGUCUCUGAAUCUGCUGCUAACGCCCAUUCCCCAACUCAUUUGAAAGCAUUCUCCUAAAAACGAAUAGAAAAACAAGCAAUGCUGUAGUGUCAAUCGAGGACCACGUUCCGACUUAUUUGCCUCCAAAACUUUAUGCAACCGCAUUUUGAGAUGCACGCACACACCGACAGCCUCCGCGGAACUCGUUUGUGCUGCAGUGCAGACUGAUGGAAGUAGCUCGUCGGAUGCUCUUAGCCAUGUGAUUGUGAGGUUUGUUUUCUAUUUUGGUUUUUGCACUGUCUGCCUCCUGAGUUCAAAAGUAGAAUGUCACUGCACAGCCCCUACACAACUCUCUUCCUCUUCUCCUUCAGUCUUCAGCUCCACAUCCAAGUUUACAUCCCCUUUACCUGUCAGUAUUAUGCACCGGUUAGUCAUCAGAACUUCCUGACACAAUCCCAAAAAUAUUUUACUUUCACAUUAAGCUUUUAAAAAAUGUAUACAUUAUACUAAAGAUACUUUAAUUUGCUUUACAUAUUAGCGUUUUUCUAUUGGAACAAGCUAUGAAACCGUCAUGAGUGCAUUUAUGAAUGCUAUAGACGCGAGGCCUUGUUUGGAGACUUGCACACAAAGCUGGGAAUGAGGGAGCGGCAGGAAAAAUGUAUUACCUUUCAUCCAACCAGUGCAGGGAUUACUUAAUCUCUUAUCGAUUGGUGAUGGAUUUCCAUCACAGAGAUCACCACAAAUGUUAUUUUGUAAACAAGGAUAAAUUGGUGAGAUGUAUUGCUUUUCUUUGAUUCAUUCAUCUGGAUUUAGAUUGUAGUUACUGUAGUUACUAACGCUCGGUGUCACCCCAAACGUCUGACCAGUCUGCAUGCCGGUGCUGCUUCCACCAAAACCCCCCAAUUUAGAAACAGUUGAAAAAGAGAAGCUCUGAUAAAAGAAUAUGGAACUCCUCUGGUAUUUUACCAAAGCAAGAUCUUUCAUUUUACUUCUACUGUUAUGUUGCAAUAACAUUUUUUGUUUUUGUUGCUACUGAAAAAUUGUCCUUUUUUUUUUUUAUUAAUUAUGUGUUUUAUAAGAAACAAAUAUGCUAACCGGUUUCAUGGAGAAGGAUUUUAUUUUGUACGUCCCGUUGUGGGAUAGUGUUGAAUACAAUUAGUUUUACAUGUUUACAUUUAACCUGAUGAGGUGGUUUCUACUGUUUAUGUCUUGCUUUUAUUCCAUUCCAUAUAUAGUGUAUUAUAUUUAUAAGCAAGAUGAAGACACUUUAAGAUAUAAAACCUGAAAAAAAGAAAAAGGUGGAGCUUUGUUUGUGUAAACGCCGUUUGCACGAGAAACGACGCCAAAAUCCCCGAGAGUCAGAUUUACACGCCUGAAAACAUUGAAAUUGAGCUGAAAUAUUUUUAAACAUGUCUCCUAAUCAACAAUCAGCUGUUUUAAAGUAAGUGAAUGGUGUAAUUUAGUUAAAUGCACUGAAGAUUUGGACGUUCUCCUCCACUGAAGGGUUUCUUCUGAAGGAAAAUUCAGAAAAUUAGCAGCAUCCUCUAUUUUUUUUUUUUUUUUUUUUUUAUGUUGUUGCAUCGGUGCAUCAUCUUCAUGCAGAUGAAUCUCCCACUAUAACACACUCUCCCUCCUCUCCUGCAGUGAAAAUGUACUGAUGUCCCGUCAUGUGUGGUGUACCUGGUUCUCUCCCCAGGAAUUCUACCUGCUCAUAUUUCUGGAUACUGGAGGAGACGCCUGCUGGUCACCUUGUUAAGAGCCCGUUUUUCAUUGGCAGUCUUUUUUCGUUAUAGAUGAACGUCGGUUGUCUUUGUGCCUGAAAAGUGUUUUUAUUUUUAACAAUUUGUUACACAAGCGGUCCAGUUAGAAUAAAAAUAGUUUUCUGCCUCGGUUCUUAAGAAAGUGGCCAGAAGUAUUUAAAAACAAAGAUAUUCAUCCCUUUCAGUUAUUUUGAAGGGGGUGCUACCUGAAGAUUAUACUUGUGUUUUUUUUCUUCUUUUUAAAUGUUUUUAUACAUCAUUUUAUGUUUUGCAAGCAGAUAUUUGUAAGAAAAGAAUCAUAACUUUUAACUUCAUCUUGGAAAGUGCACUGUCUUGUACUUUUAAUUUAAAAGUAAAUACAUUUAGACCCUAUUUUGAAUCUGUGAUUUUUUUUUUUUAAAUCUUCUUUUAAGGCAUUUGUUUUUUUUAUCUGUCUAUACAACAAAUUACCAAUAUAAAUCAAAGAUCAAGCAAAGUAGCUUUAAAUAGAAAAACACACAUAUAUUUAAUGUUUCCUAGAAAAAUUCUGUCAAAGAGUUGUAUAAACUAAUUGUAGCAUCAAAAUGUUUUAUUCUUGUUCCUAAAACUUUAAUAUGAUGUUACAGAAUGAA
Oryzias melastigma (Indian medaka) is the source of this 6041-nucleotide messenger RNA. It is a transcript of the gene slc23a2, whose product is annotated as solute carrier family 23 member 2. Gene Ontology annotation, molecular function: transmembrane transporter activity. The coding region runs from base 1221 to 3365 and encodes 714 amino acids. The record is from RefSeq and is a predicted model, not a curated record. Gene Ontology annotation, biological process: L-ascorbic acid metabolic process; transmembrane transport. NCBI's taxonomy places the organism in Eukaryota, Metazoa, Chordata, Actinopteri, Beloniformes, Adrianichthyidae. The transcript is spliced from 16 exons. Gene Ontology annotation, cellular component: membrane.